Arvicanthis niloticus (Nile rat) is the source of this 1927-nucleotide messenger RNA. RefSeq names its product sorting nexin 17 (gene Snx17). Gene Ontology annotation, molecular function: phosphatidylinositol binding. NCBI's taxonomy places the organism in Eukaryota, Metazoa, Chordata, Mammalia, Rodentia, Muridae. Gene Ontology annotation, cellular component: early endosome. Gene Ontology annotation, biological process: intracellular protein transport; signal transduction; endocytic recycling. The record is from RefSeq and is a predicted model, not a curated record.
GCAUGCCGAGGUUGCAACUCGCAGAGCCGACGUCCAACAGCCUUCCCACCUCGGAGUUCAGGCCCCCCAAAAUGGCGAGCUGGGCUGCGGAGACGCGCUGAGUGGCGGAGGCAAGCGAGCAGAGCCGCCGCGGCCCUGGUAGUUCGGAGCUCUGCCUUAGGGAACAUGCACUUUUCCAUUCCUGAAACCGAGUCCCGCAGCGGGGACAGCGGCGGCUCCGCCUAUGUGGCCUAUAACAUUCACGUGAAUGGAGUCUUGCACUGUCGGGUGCGCUACAGCCAGCUCCUGGGGCUGCACGAACAGCUUCGGAAGGAGUAUGGGGCCAAUGUGCUUCCUGCAUUCCCCCCAAAGAAGCUUUUCUCUUUGACGCCUGCAGAGGUAGAACAGAGGAGAGAGCAGUUGGAGAAGUACAUGCAAGCUGUCCGACAGGACCCAUUGCUUGGAAGCAGUGAGACCUUUAAUAGCUUUCUACGUCGGGCCCAGCAGGAGACACAACAGGUCCCCACAGAGGAGGUCUCCCUAGAAGUGCUGCUCAGCAGUGGACAGAAAGUUCUGGUCAAUGUGCUGACUUCUGACCAGACCGAAGAUGUCCUGGAGGCUGUGGCUGCAAAGCUGGAUCUUCCAGAUGAUUUGAUCGGGUAUUUUAGUCUCUUCCUUGUUCGAGAAAAAGAAGAUGGAGCCUUUUCUUUUGUACGGAAGCUGCAGGAAUUUGAGCUGCCUUACGUAUCUGUCACCAGUCUUCGGAGUCAGGAGUAUAAGAUUGUGCUCAGAAAGAGUUACUGGGACUCUGCCUAUGACGACGAUGUCAUGGAGAACCGGGUUGGCCUGAACCUACUUUAUGCUCAGACCGUGUCAGACAUUGAGCAUGGCUGGAUCCUGGUCACCAAAGAGCAGCACCGGCAGCUCAAAUCUCUGCAAGAGAAGGUCUCCAAAAAGGAGUUCUUGCGGCUGGCCCAAACUCUGCGGCAUUAUGGCUAUCUGCGCUUUGAUGCCUGUGUGGCUGACUUUCCAGAGAAGGAUUGCCCUGUUGUGGUCAGUGCAGGCAACAGUGAGCUCAGUCUCCAGCUACGACUACCAGGCCAGCAGCUUCGUGAAGGCUCUUUCCGGGUUACUCGAAUGCGAUGCUGGCGGGUCACCUCCUCUGUGCCACUCCCCAGUGGGGGCACGAGCAGUCCAAGCAGGGCUCGGGGUGAGGUGCGUCUAGAACUGGCUUUUGAAUACCUCAUGAGCAAGGACCGGCUACAAUGGGUCACCAUCACUAGCCCACAGGCUAUCAUGAUGAGCAUCUGCCUGCAGUCCAUGGUGGAUGAGCUGAUGGUGAAGAAAUCUGGGGGCAGUAUCAGGAAGAUGCUGCGUCGGCGGGUGGGGGGCACCCUGAGACGUUCAGACAGCCAGCAAGCAGUGAAGUCCCCACCAUUGCUCGAGUCACCAGAUGCCAGCAGGGAAUCCAUGGUCAAACUCUCAAGUAAACUGAGUGCUGUGAGCUUGCGGGGGAUUGGCAGUCCCAGCACAGACGCCAGUGCCAGUGCCGUCCACGGCAAUUUCGCCUUCGAGGGCAUUGGAGAUGAGGAUCUGUAAUCUCAGCUGGAUGUCUGCCCUCUACCUGAGAGACUUAGACAAACUUGCCCUGUGCCUAUGCUCCACGGGAGUCUUUUUCCUGCUCCCUCCUACUUCUCCUUUCCCCUCUUGGCCAGGGGCCUCCUAAUGUUCCUUCCCUUUCCUGGGCUGGCUACACAAAAGAUCACUGUCUCUUUUUCAGAGCUGGCCCUUGAUGCCAAAUUAGCAUUUAGUAUUUUGCACAAAGUCCAAGGGACGUGGCUACUUGCCCUGGUGAGGAACUAUAGCUCUCCAUGGGCAAAGGGUGGGCAGAGGUCUGGGAAUGGUCUGAGCAGCUCCCCAUCAUUAAACUCAGCCUGAUUGCCAUCUA